AAGAAAUCGGUGGUGGAUUUGGGGACCUGGACGUGACGAAUUGAAACGUCUAGAAGCUAGCUGGAACCCCUCUAGAGAAGCUAAAGUCUACAUAUGUAGUAAACGUCCAAAUCCGAUCCUCCAACAGCUUCAACACCACCCAUCCGACCAACCCAACCAGUCACGCCCUCAACAUGUCCGCCUUCCUCCGCCCCGUCUUUGGCGCCGCCGCCCGCCCGGCCGUCCGCUCUUUCAGCUCUACCUCCGCCCGCGGCGUGGCUCGCGUCCAGAUUAUCGGCAACCUCGCUGACACGCCCGAGGUCCGCGCUACCAGCACGGGCCGUGAGAUGAUCAAGUAUGCUGUCGCCAGCAACUCGGGUCCCCGCAGCGACCGCGUUACCAGCUGGUUCAACAUCACCAGCUUUGUCGAGGGCAAGGCGCGCGACUUCCUGCUGACCCUGCCCAAGGGAACCACCGUCUUCGUCGAGGGCGACCUGUCCCUGAGGAACUGGAGCGAUGAGGAGGGUCGCAACAGACAAGCCGUCAACAUCCUUCAACGCAACAUCGAGGUCCUCCGCCGUCCCUAUACCGGCCCUCGCGAGACCACCGAGACCGAGGCCGAGGCCGAGGGCGAGGCCCAGGAGCAGCAGUAAAGUUGAGCUGAACUUGGCAUAUGGCCAAUCGACAGUUGCUGUUCGCUGCUGGCGUCGCUACUGUUGUUACUGGGGGUUCCACGAAUGGGCUCGAUGGAGUUUACGAAUUACGAACUUUGGGUUUCAGCAGGACGCUGUGUGUAGCUUCGCGAAGCUGAGUUCUUUCCUAUAUACCCAUGUACCAUCAUCUAUCUCUCUUUCUUAGAAUUUGCAGAGCUUCCGUGUGUCGUAUGCAUAUUGAAGGUUGAUACUGUGAUGCCUGCCGUCGAAACUCGCAGAAUUUCGCCAUAGACAAUGCAGGGUCAGAGAUGUCCAACAAUCACGUCCAUGCUCAUUGA
Messenger RNA from Neurospora hispaniola, 970 nucleotides. RefSeq lists its product as uncharacterized. Gene Ontology annotation, cellular component: mitochondrial nucleoid. The record is from RefSeq and is a predicted model, not a curated record. Bases 174 to 632 code for a protein of 152 amino acids. NCBI's taxonomy places the organism in Eukaryota, Fungi, Ascomycota, Sordariomycetes, Sordariales, Sordariaceae. Gene Ontology annotation, molecular function: single-stranded DNA binding. The transcript is spliced from 3 exons. Gene Ontology annotation, biological process: mitochondrial DNA replication; positive regulation of helicase activity.